AUGGAAAAGAAAAGUGAAGUUUGUUUAGAUAAGUACAAAGAGUUAAUAAAAUUUGAAAAGACAAAUAAAGAUGAAUUUAAGGAUGAUGAAAAAUGUUUAUUUAUAAGAAAAGAAAUAUUUGAUCAUGCAAUUAUUUAUACUAGUAAUAAAAUUGAUGAAAACUCUUUAAUGAAUUAUUUAAAAAAUUUAUAUGCAUAUUUUAAAAAAAAACAUGAAAAUAAUAAUUGUGAAAGAAAUAAAAAUGAUGAAAUUUAUAUAAGUCUUGAAGAUUGGUUAGAAUAUAAUGAAUUAAUAAAAAAUCAAGAUAAUGUUGUAUAUUUACUUUUUAGUUGUAAUAUUUGUAAAUCUUUAUGGAUAUUAUUAAGUAUAACUUUACAAAGUAUAAGAAAAAAAAAUAAUUUAAAAAAACAAAAAACAAUUUUUAAUUGCACUUAUGAAAAAUUAAACAUACGAGAGCUAAGUGGGAGUCGAGGGAAGUCGGACGCAAGUGUAGGGCCCUCUAAACGUUUAUCCCAUGAAGGUGGCAACAUAUCAUUUGAGAAAUCGUUUGAGAAAUCAAUUGAAAAGUGCAAAGACAAUGGUAAAGAAAAGGAUUUAAGUGAUAAAGUAAGUAGGGAAACGGAUGAUGGAAAAUGCUAUGACGAAUUUGAAAAGGAGACUCUCAAGGUGUGGGAUGAAAAUUGGCUAGAUGAAAGUAUAUGCAUAGAAUUUGUAAUAUUUUUUAUAAUUUUACAAUUCCUUAAGAUAGAUAAUGUAAAAAAAAAGUAUGAUAAAAAUUUAAAUGAAGAUUGUUGGCCUCAUUUUAUGGGUACAUCAAAAGAUAGCAAUAGUAGAAAAAAUAACAUUAACAAUAUGAGUAGUAGUGGGAGUCAAAAUGUGUGUGGUUUAUCUACAUCAGGAAAUAAUAAUUCAUUUUGUAAUUUAAAAACAAUAGUUUAUAAGUCCAAUUUAUCUGAUUUUUUUAUUAGUAGUGGUAAAAAUUAUAAGAAACUUUUAGAAACUUAUUUAAUCGCAUUCUUAUCAUGUACAGAUAUUCAAAAUAGUACAACAUUAACUGAAAUUCCAUUAUAUUUUCGAAACUACAAUUUUUUUUUAUUAGAUUUUAUUAUAGAUACAAAUGAUGAACAAAAUGUAUAUGAAAAAUAUAUAUUAAAAAAUGAUUAUAAAAUAUUAUAUAAAACAAGAAUAAUUUUAGAUUGGUUAUUAAAAAAUUUACAUAUUUGUGAAGAAUUAAAUGAAAGUAUAGAUAGUAGUGUUAGUAGUAAUGAAAUUUUAAAAGAGAGUGGUGUAGAAAAUGUUUCAAAUGUUUUAACAAAAUCAUAUAGUUAUUUUUCUGCAUCAUCAAUGAAGGUAGAUAAUAAUAUUAGACAUAGUAGUUCAUCGAAUAAUGGAUUGGAAAUUGUAAAUAAUGAUAUAUAUGAAAUAAAAAAUAUGCAAGGUAAAACAAUAUAUAUAAAAAAUAGUAAAAGUAUAAUAAAUAUAUUAAAUUGUAAAGAAUGUAAUAUAUAUAUAUUAACAUCAGUAGAAUAUUUAAAAAUAAAUUUAUGUGUAGAUAUAUAUAUUAUUUGUUUAUCUACUGAAAUGAUAACUACAUUAUUUAAUUCUCGUAAUUUAGAAAUACAUUUAGUUACAAGAAGUUUAAAAAUUGAAAAUGUAAUGGAUAGUGAUGUAUAUGUAUAUACAGAAACAAAUAUAAUAAUUUAUGGUGAUACACGAAAUAUACAGUUAGCACCUUAUAAUGUUUUAAAUAAUAAACAAAAAAUAUUCUUAGAGAAAUCUAAAAUAAUUUUUAAUGAAAAAACCUUUGAACUUUUUGCAUUCCCUUUAAAAUGCAAAACAAAUUUAGCAAGUCCCUUUCUGAAAGGGUCUAACAAUAAUAAUAAUAAUUCACUUUCAAAUUCAAUAGAUGGGCAUAAACAAAAUGAUAUUGAUAAUUAUUUAAGAGCACGUGGAAUGAAUAGUUACACAAAUCAAGAAUAUAAUAAAAUAGGAUUAGUCGAUGAAAUAAAUCGGCUUAGUAGUUCUGAUAAAAAUUUUGUAAAUUCAAAUUUGUCUGAUACUUUUACAGAUUAUGUAUAUUAUAUAUUAUGUCCAUCUAAAUUUUAUAUAAUUGAAGUUCCUAACUUAGAAAAUGAGACAGUUCAAAAUAAUGAGAGUAAAGAUAAUUAUGCUUGUUUGUAUCUUCCUGAGGUUUAUAAAAAUUCAAUUGAAAAUAAAGACAAACUAACUCUAAACUUUUUGAGUUUUAUAAACGAUAUUAAUUUAACAAAGUCACAGAAAGAGAAAGUAACCAAAAUAUUGACAUAUAAAUUAUAUGAAUAUAUUCGCAAAUCAAAGCGAAUUUCCAAAACUGUCAAUGACAUACUUGUUAGGGACAGUGAUGAUAAAGGGGAAUACUUUGGUGAAGACAGUUAA
This is a messenger RNA of Plasmodium vinckei vinckei, 2415 nucleotides long. RefSeq names its product conserved Plasmodium protein, unknown function. Lineage: Eukaryota; Apicomplexa; Aconoidasida; Haemosporida; Plasmodiidae. The transcript has a single exon. The coding region runs from base 1 to 2415 and encodes 804 amino acids. The record is from RefSeq and is a predicted model, not a curated record.